AUUCUUGUUUUUUAACUUUCCAUUAUUAUUAUUCUGUUUCUACUGAUUCUUUGGUGCUAUUUUCGCAUUUUAAUAUUUGUUGGAAGUCCUUGCCAUUUUCUAUACAUAAUUGAACCCGUGGUAUAUUCUGGAUAUAUUGAAACGAUUUCGGAUUGAUAUUUCAUUUAGGCCCAACGAUGGAACAAGAAAGUAAAAACCAGUUAGACGAUGUGCAGCGGCAGAUAUUCGAGAGAAUCGCCAAAAACGACGUGGAUGGUUUUAAGCAGCAGAUAACCCAACUAAAAGGUUGUGUGGAUUUUGUAGACGAGGAUGGGAUGACUCCGCUUCAGCAUGCUUGUUGCAAGGGUAACAGAGAAGCUGUGCAGAUACUGUUAGACAUGGGUGCUGAUAUAAACUUUAAUAAACACGGUGCGGACUAUACACCACUGCAUUUUGCUGCUCUAUCAGGCAACACAGAGGUGUGCCGUUUGAUUCUGGAUGCUGGCAUAAAUCCCAGCAGAUUAAACAGCGUUUCACGAACAGCGUCACAAAUGGCAGCUUUUGUUGGUAAUCAUUCCUGCGUGGAAACGAUCAACAACUAUGUACCGCGAAAAACAUUAGAGUACUAUACAAGACCACAAGGCCAACUUAAAGAGCCAUUGAUACCCGCGGGACUGUUGGAUGCAUUUCAUCAUUUUAUCAUAGAAAUUAAUUUACAUCCAGUGCGCAUUGCCCUUAAUUUACAAUCAUUAGGCCUACUUAAAAACUUGCCGGGAUUGAAAAAAGCUCUGGAGUAUAUGUGUGAAAAGGAAAUGAAGAAAGCGAAUGAUGUAAAUGAAUUAAUGGCUUUUAAAUUUCACUAUCUUCGGUGGAUUGUGUCCGAGUUAAUGCGAUGUGAAGAGCAGUGUAAAGCUCAACGGAAAGAAAAACCCACUGAAGGAGAUGCCGGAAAGCAUGAUUUUGUGGAGUUAUUCAUAAAACGUGUUCUAAAAGAGAAUAAAGUUGGUCAACUAGACUACCUAGAGUUUACUCUACGCGAUUGUGUGCGAGAGUUCCCUUUCAGGGAAUGUACAGUCUUUCGACAAGUGGUUUCGCAAUUGGCAGCAAAGGAUCCGCAACCAGCAUUAUUGGUCUUUCGCAAUGCUGUUAACGGUCAUCGAGGUUUUGCGGAUGAGACAUCUUAUUGUAGUUCGUGUGGAAAUGAGAAACCUGACAAGAAAUGCUCGAAAUGCAAACAGGUAAAAUAUUGCGAUCGUGAGUGUCAACGUUUGCACUGGUUUAUGCACAAAAAGACAUGCGCUCGACCUAUUUCCAAUGCAUCUACUUCGGCCAGUACUUCAGCUGUGAAGGAGUCAAUCGACACACUUGAAUUACAGGAGGAAUUAUCUAAAAUUACCACCAGCUAAACAGAUUUUUAGGAACCCAACAUAUGAAGUUUUUGGUACCUUUAUCCAUUCGUAUUCAACCCAUAAAAUAGAACACAUUGCUGUAAAAAUUUGACAUACCAGACUAUAAACGAAAUAAGUCUUCAGUCAUCUUCAGUUCAUAGAGUCAAAUAAAAAAUUUAGAUACAUAUAAAACUA
Rhagoletis pomonella (apple maggot) is the source of this 1562-nucleotide messenger RNA. Its product is annotated as ankyrin repeat and MYND domain-containing protein 2-like. NCBI's taxonomy places the organism in Eukaryota, Metazoa, Arthropoda, Insecta, Diptera, Tephritidae. The transcript is spliced from 3 exons. The record is from RefSeq and is a predicted model, not a curated record. Gene Ontology annotation, molecular function: protein binding. Bases 177 to 1385 code for a protein of 402 amino acids.